AUGAAGCGGGUUUUACGUAUGCUAUCCGAUUCCGACAAGGCUCGAAAAUCGAAUUAUCUUCAACGAUCAAUACUAUCAUCUGCACGAUGUGAACAUACUGAAAAUCAAAAUCUUGAUUUCCAAUUUAAGGAAAAGUUUGUGCAAAUAAAAUCUUGUGGCCAGUUAUAUAAAAAGUGGAAAAAUGAAGGCAAGUUCAAAACUGUUCCUAGUAGUGAUUUGACUUUCAAUGUUCCUUACAUCGACACUCACAGCAAAUCAAAUCAUUCAUCAUUGCCGUUGACUGUAGCUUUACAUGGUGCACCCGGAUCAUGGAAAGAUUUUACACUUCUAACGUCUCACCUAUAUCAGCAAGGAAUAAGAGUUGUAGCUCCCUCUUUUCCAGAUUUUCGCACUUAUAGGCCUGGAAUUUUCCGCCAUUCAGAUGAAGAAAAAGCAGAAUACAUUUCUGAUUUUUUGAAAGCUAUUGAUAUAAAGCAAGUGAAUACUUUAGUUUGCCACAGCAGUGCAAUAUAUCCAGGUCUACUGCUUUGUUUGAAAGAUAGGGGCAUCAAUAUCAAAUCCCUUGCAUUAUUGAAUCCUGGAUCUUUCAGUCCUGAAAAGAUGAGGGCUACCAAAUAUUUGAAGGAAUUGGAAUAUAUAGUAAAUGGCAGUGAAAAUUACAUUAUAUUCAAACUUAUGGAGACAUUUGGUCCCUUUUUCUUGAAAUUUGUUAAAUUGCCAGUUAGAGUGGAACACUGCUUGGAUCCUUUGUUGUCACUUACAGUUAUGACAAAUGGAAAUAUUACAAGUUCCAAAGAAAAACUACAGCAGCUAUCAUGUCAAAAGUUUCCAAUACUUUUUGCCUUCAGUGAGAAUGACACAUUGAUUAAUAAAGAAGCUUCAUAUGAUAUAGCUCAUGUUCUAGGAGCUGAAAAGUCAGAUAUUUAUUAUUUCAACUCUGAGGCACAAUUAGAGCAUGAAGGGAAAGAACUCCCAUUUCUAAAAUCACUUUGCUUUGAAAAUGGUUCUCAUUAUGUCUUUUGGAAACACUCAGAAGUCAUCAAUAAAGAACUAUCCAAUUUUAUUUUGAAAAAUGUGUAG
Uloborus diversus is the source of this 1080-nucleotide messenger RNA. RefSeq lists its product as uncharacterized. Lineage: Eukaryota; Metazoa; Arthropoda; Arachnida; Araneae; Uloboridae. The record is from RefSeq and is a predicted model, not a curated record. Bases 1 to 1080 code for a protein of 359 amino acids. The transcript has 6 exons.